Messenger RNA from Phascolarctos cinereus (koala), 1619 nucleotides. RefSeq names its product ankyrin repeat domain 9 (gene ANKRD9). Lineage: Eukaryota; Metazoa; Chordata; Mammalia; Diprotodontia; Phascolarctidae. The record is from RefSeq and is a predicted model, not a curated record. Gene Ontology annotation, molecular function: protein binding.
GUGCGCCGGGCGUUAAAGGCGGCAGCGGCGAGUCGCCUCUCCCUGCAUACCGGGGCCCGGCCAGAGCCGGUUGGGGACGCGCGGGUCGCCGAAGGGGAACCCUGCGGGGCAGUCCCUGGGAGCCGAGAGGGGCCUGGCCGGGCCGGGAAGGGAGGACGCUACUGCCGCUUCCACCAUCCACUUCCAUUCUCCACAUGGCUGCCAAAAUCAUCUUCCUAAGCAGGCCUGUCCACACCCUCCCAGCCCUCAUGCCUUGGGUGCCCCGUGGCUCCCUUUGUGACACCAGCCCCGAGCCAUGCCCUGGGAUGUCAAGCGGCAGGGUGGUGGCCUUGACGGGCCAUCCCAGUCCCGGGCCCAGAAGCAAUGUAAGAAGUCAUCCUUUGCGUUCUACCAGGCAGUGAGAGACUUACUGCCCGUGUGGUUCCUGGAGGACAUGCGGGCCACAGAGGCCUUCCACUGGGAGGAAGGUGGACGUGCCAGCACCUACUCACCCUCUGAGGCUCUGCUGUAUGCCCUGGUACACGACCACCAACCCUAUGCCCACUACCUGUUGGCCAAGUUCCCCCGGGGGGCACUGGCGGUGCCUAGCCGCAAUUUCAGUUGCUGUCAGUCUUCAUCACCGCACCUGGCCUUGGCCGUCCGAUACAACCGCGUCCAUAUCCUGCGCCGCAUCUUGCGGACCAUCCGUGACUUCCCAGACGAGGAACGUGCCCACUACCUGGACCGCCGGGGCUGUAGCCGUGUAGAAGAAGGCAAGACCUCUCUGCAUGUUGCCUGUGAGCUGGCCCGACCCGAGUGCCUCUUUUUAUUGUUGGGCCAUGGUGCUUCCCCUGGACUGUGUGAUGGUGCUGGCAACACUCCCUUGGACUUGCUGCUCCGGCGGGUUGGGCAGGACGCAACAGCCACAACCACAGCUCCGACAGCUGGUGAUCCUCUGGCCCUGCUUGACUUGCUCUUCCUCUACAUGCCCCCGGGCUCUGCAUCUCCCAUGCAGAGGGAGCUGUUAGGUGACCGAGUCCGUUGGCAACGCCUUCUUGGGGAGGAAAAGUUCCAGUGGCUCGCUGGCUUGGCCCCGCCAUCCCUGUUUGCCCGGGCCAUGCAGGCCCUCGUGAGGUCCAUCUCACCCCGGCGCUUCCCCGAAGCCCUGGAUGAACUGCCUCUCCCGCCAUUCCUCCAACCCUUGGACUUAAAGUUGAAAAGUUAGGGGCUCAAGUGGACAGAUGCCCGCCACAGUAGCUGCUACUGGAGUGUUGCAAUGGACGUGUGUGUGUGUGUGUGUGUGUGUGUGUGUGUGUGUGUGUGUGUGUGUGUGUUGGGUGCAUGUGUGCAAUGGGAAUGCAUGUGAUAUCAUGUGAUAUCUUUCUGCUGGAGGCAGGUACUAAGCACUUGUUUUAUGAAAACUAUUUUUCAGAGUUGUCUCUGGCACUUUACAUAUGUAUGGAGAUCUAUAUCUACAUCUAUAAUGCACUCUAUAUUUUGUUUAAAAAAAACCAAACAGCUGACAAGUCAUCACUGGGGCUUUAGGGGGGAUUCGCAUCAGCUGUUAGGGGACUGAAAUGUAACGGAGGCUGUAAGGCUGCUACUGUAGUAGGAGGGAUCCAAUAAACACUGGGAGUCUA